Molecule: messenger RNA, 2000 nt
Organism: Pelagomonas calceolata
Lineage: Eukaryota; Pelagophyceae; Pelagomonadales; Pelagomonadaceae
Source: the annotation of a GenBank genome assembly
CAAUAAUCGCGGCAGGUCUCUGCUUAGCUCGCCGCCGCGAUUUGGGGCAGCCCGCAAAGUCACGCCGUGCACACGCCCGUCGCAGCAGCCCCGAGCCGCAGCGACACGCCGCCGCCGCAAGCGUUCGUACCCCGGGCAGCAGCCGAAACAGAAACAGCCUACCAGAAACAAUGGGCUCGGAUAGCGACGACGACUCUCGCCGCAAGAGCAGGAAAAUGUCCGACGACGACAAGUCGCGCUCGAAGUCCCGCUCGCGCAGCCGCUCGCGCAGCCGCGGCGGCGGCAACAACAACGGGAGACUCACGAAAGUGGUUGAUAUAGCUAAGGACGACGCGGCCUUUGUCCUUGGUAGAGGCGGCGCGACGAAGCGCAAGAUCGCUAGAGUGAGUGGUGCCGACAUUGAACUAGAUGAACACGCCCUCACGAUCACGCUGAACGGGACGGAGUCGCAAUGUAAUCACGCCAUCGACUACAUCGACUUCAUCAAGCAGCAGCGCGUCGGCCCCGUGACCAUCGACACGGAGCGGUCGCGGGGCGACUACACGGCGUAUACCGUACCCGGCGACUGCAUCGGCUUCGUGAUGGGUAGGAACGGGCAGACGCUGCGGAGCAUGGAGGAGGAGUGGGGCGUGCUGAUGUUCUUUGCGAAGACGGGGAAAGAUGGGGGCGAGUCGAGGAGAGGGGAUGAUGAACAGUUGUGUAUUUUCGGGCCGCUCGCGGCGCGUCGCGGUGCGGAACUGAAGACGAUGUCUGCGGUCGAGCACAAGCAUCCUGGGUACUGCGUGUCUUCUAAAGGUGAAUUGAGAGAUGUGGAUCGAGUGCCGGGCGACGACGACGAAGGCGGCUGGGGCAUCGACACGGUGCCGCUGACGGACGAUUCGUUCUCGUACGCUCUUGGAGCGCGCGGGUCUACGCGUAGGAAGCUAGCUGCUGCCUCGGGCUGCAUCAUCGAGUACGUGGGCCGCUUGGCCUGUUUCGCCGGUUAUAGGCAGGACCGCCGCCGCGGCAAGGACUACCUCCGCUGGCUCCUCGAGCAGCGCACGGGCCAGUCUGUGGUGGACGAUCCUAGAAGCCGCGACGACUGCACCAUCGUGAAGGUCCCGUCGAAGAGCGUCGGCUUCCUCACGGGGUAUAGGGGAGAAUCUUUACGAGCCAUCGAGCGAGAAGCGGGCACGUUUAUGUUCACGGACGGCAGCGGCCGCGACGGUCCCGAGGAGAACCUACUGAUCUUCUCCUUUUCGCGGAGAAACCGCGACCACGCGGCGGAGAUCGUCCAGGAUCGCGUGAGACAUCACGAGCGGGUCGGGGAUCGGCCGCCGAUGGACCGCGGCGGGGGCUAUGGGGGGCCGCCGAUGGGAGGAGGAGGCUACGGAGGCCCGCCUAUGAGAGACAACAUGUGCUGCGGCGGUGUCCAAAUAAAAAUCAUACGUCGAUGGCGUCGAGGUGGGCUCUCACUGGUUCAUUUGCGCGCAGGUGCUGGGACUUUCAAAAAGGGCGGUGCACGCGCGGCGCGAUGUGCCGCUUCUCGCACGGCGAGCCGCCGAUGGGCGGCGGCGGUUACAACCAGGGCUACGGGGGCGGCCGGGGCCGCUCGCGCUCGCGCAGCCGCGACCGGAACCGCGACCGCGGGCGCCGCCGCCGCGACGACUCGAGCUCGCGCUCGCGCUCGCGCGGGCGCCGCCGCCGCCGCGACUAGGAGCUCGGCCCUUCCCCUUCCCCGCCCCCAUCUCGUUCUAUGAUCAUCACGAUCCAUCACCUCGUUCUCUCCUGUUCGGUCUGUCUGGGGGCAAGUUUGUGGGGGGCUUCUUCGUCAUCACACACGUCGCCGGACUUGUCGCCGGGGACUCGCUGGUCGCGGCGACGUCGUCGAGGCGUGUGAUGUCCCUUGGUGGCGCACUCGCCGAGGAUCGCGUCGGUUGUGUUGCCCGCGCAAGCUCUUGUUGCUCCUGCUUGAUCGUUAUGAAGGACUGCCUGGAGAGCUGCUACGGUGCUAAGACUAG